This is a messenger RNA of Ailuropoda melanoleuca (giant panda), 1500 nucleotides long. It is a transcript of the gene MMP21, whose product is annotated as matrix metallopeptidase 21. Gene Ontology annotation, cellular component: extracellular matrix. NCBI's taxonomy places the organism in Eukaryota, Metazoa, Chordata, Mammalia, Carnivora, Ursidae. Bases 1 to 1500 code for a protein of 499 amino acids. The transcript is spliced from 8 exons. The record is from RefSeq and is a predicted model, not a curated record. Gene Ontology annotation, biological process: collagen catabolic process; extracellular matrix organization; proteolysis. Gene Ontology annotation, molecular function: metalloendopeptidase activity; zinc ion binding.
AUGCUGGCCGCCUCCGUCGUCCGCCGGACCCUACUGCUCUGCUGGCUCGCUGCGCCCCGGCCAGCCCGGCCCGAGCCACUCUUCCACAGCCGGGACCGCUCGGACCUGGAGCCCGCCCCGCUGCGCCGGGCCCAGCCCAUCGCGGACCUUCUCGCUGCGCAGCGAUUCCUGUCCAAGUACGGCUGGGCCGACGCGCCUUCCGGGCCCCGAAGUCCCAGCCCCGACGCGCCGCCCGCGGGCCCCCGGGCCACCGCCCUGGCCGAGGCCGUGCGCAGGUUCCAGAAGGUCAACGCGCUGCCAUUCACCAAGAGGACGCUGACCUGGCGGCUGCUGGGGGAGGGCGCCAGCGGGCAGCUGGCCGUGGACGAGCAGAGGCACAUCCUCAGACUGGCCUUCCGGAUGUGGAGCGAGGUGACGCCGCUGGACUUCCGGGAGGACCUCGCCGCGCCCGGAGCCGCCGUGGACAUAAAGCUGGGUUUCGGACGAGGCCGGCACCUGGGCUGUCCUCGGGUUUUUGAUGGCAGCGGGCAGGAGUUCGCACAUGCCUGGCGUCUGGGUGACAUCCACUUUGACGAUGACGAACACUUCACGCCUCCCACCAGUGACGCGGGCAUCAGCCUUCUCAAAGUGGCCGUCCAUGAAAUUGGCCACGUCCUCGGCCUGCCUCACACCUACAGGACAGGAUCCAUAAUGCAGCCGAAUUACAUCCCCCAGGAGCCCAUGUUUGAGUUGGACUGGUCAGACAGAAAAGCAAUUCAAAAGCUGUACGGUUCCUGUGAAGGAUCCUUUGAUACUGCAUUUGACUGGAUUCGCAAAGAGCGAAACCAGCAUGGAGCCGUGACGAGGAGAUUCAGCACUUACUUCUUCCGCCACAGCUGGUACUGGCUCUACGAAAAUCGGAACAACCGGACGCGCUAUGGGGACCCUCUCCAAAUCCUCAGUGGCUGGCACGGCAUCCCCACCCAAAACAUCGAUGCUUUUGUCCACCUCUGGACAUGGAGGAGAGACGAACGUUACUUUUUUAAAGGAAAUCAGUACUGGAGAUAUGACAGUGAGAAGGAUCAGGCCCACACAGAAGAUGAACAAGGAAGAAGCUACCCCAAAUUGAUUUCAGAAGGAUUUCCUGGUGUGCCAAGUCCCCUGGACACUGCCUUUUAUGACCGAAGGAAGCAGUUAAUUUACUUCUUCAAAGAGUCCCUCGUGUUUGCAUUUGAUAUCAACAGAAAUCGAGUACUUGAUUCUUAUCCGAUGAAGAUCACUGAAGUGUUCCCGGGAAUAGAGCCACAGAACCAUCCCUUCAGGAAUAUAGACUCAGCCUAUUACUCCUACGCAUACAACUCCAUUUUCUUUUUCAAAGGCAACGCGUAUUGGAAAGUAGUUAACGACAAGGACAAACAACAGCAUCCUUGGCUUCCUUCAAAUGGCUUAUUUCCGAAGCAAUCAAUCUCAGAGAGGUGGUUUGACAUCUGUGACGUCCAUACCUCCACCCUGAACAUGUAA